CUGUCCCCCCACCCCCAUACCCCUACCUCAAACUCAGUGACCAGGGCCAGAUGGUGAAACCUGAGGUGGGGGGGGCUCCACCCCCUGCAGGGACCUGAUGGGCAGCACAGGUGGCCAAUCCUGGGGCUCAGAGGGUAGGUCUGCUGGCUGACCACUAAGUGAGGGUGCCCCAGCUUGCGGCUCUAAAGAGGCCCCACUCAGGAGCCAGCCAUGAGCUGUGAGGGCCAAACUAGCAGAUGCGCUAUACGCAGCCACCCAUAGGACCAUCCACAUGCAGCCUCCCUGAGUCCCAGGCACUAGAAGACAGGUGGCUCUACCCUUGGCCAAGGGCAGGUGUGGCACUGCUGUCUGCUGCCGCUGUGCCCUCAUUGGCUUCCACGCAAUCAUAUCAACAGAAGGAGCAACUGCCAUCCGAGGCUCCUGACCCAACCCAGGGCCACUCUCCAGGAGCAUGGGGCUCCCUGAUGUCCUGCCCCAGCUGGUGCUGCUCUGGGCACUGGUGUGGGCACAGGGGGCAGGGUCUGGAUGUCCCAGCUGCGGAGGCCCCAUGCUGGCACCCCAAGCAGAACGAGCUCUGGUCCUGGAGCUAGCCAAGCAGCAGAUCCUGGAGGGGCUGCACCUGACCAGUCGUCCCAGGAUAACUCACCCUCCUCCCCAGGCAGCGCUGGCCAGAGCCCUCCGCAGACUACAGCCCCGAAGCGUGCCUACAGCAGAUGGAGACGAGGUCAUCAGCUUUGCAACGGUGGCAGACUCCACCUCGGCCUGCAGCUCUGUGCUCACCUUCGACCUGUCCACGGCUCAGCCCCACCAGCUGUCCCGGGCUCGCCUCUGGCUGCACGCGCGGCCCCCGCCGCCCGGCUCGCUGUACCUGAGGGUCUUCGGGCGGCACCCGGGCGGCGGGCAGCGGGGGGCGCGCACCCUCCUGGCCGAGCAGCACCUGGCGGCCGCGGGCUGGCACGCCCUCGCUCUGCCCUCUGGUGGCCUGAGGGCUGAGGAGUCCGCCGUCCUGCAACUCCAGCUGAAGUGCAGGCUUCUGCCAGGCAACCGCACCUCUGCCCAGCAGCCGCAGCGGCGGCGGCUCCUGGACACGGCCGGGGACCGGCGGCCCUUCCUGCAGCUCCAGAUCUGGCCCAGGGAGCCCGGAGCGGGCCGGGCCAGGAGGAGGACCCCCACCUGUGAGCCCGAGACCCCCUUGUGCUGCAGGCGAGACCACUAUGUCGACUUCCAGGAGCUGGGAUGGCGGGACUGGAUCCUGCAGCCCGAGGGGUACCAGCUAAACUACUGCAGUGGACAGUGCCCCCCGCACCUGGCCGGCAGCCCCGGCAUCGCCGCCUCCUUCCAUUCGGCCGUCUUCAGCCUCCUCAAGGCCAACAACCCUUGGUCCUUGGGCACGUCCUGCUGUGUCCCUACGGCCCGGAGGCCUCUCUCUCUCCUCUACCUGGACCGCGAUGGCAAUGUGGUCAAGACAGAUGUGCCAGACAUGGUGGUGGAGGCCUGUGGCUGCAGCUAGCACGAGGACCUGGGCGUUUGGAGUGAAGAGAUCAGUUGGGGGUUCCCAGGCAAAGGGCAUCUGUGGCGGGCCACAUUGCAUUCCUGACCCACACCCCUACCCAACGGCGGGGUGGCAGUGUGACCUGGGUGACCCAAAUGGGCACUUGUUCAUCCAGAAUCUUGCCUGUUCCAGGCUGCUGGCUGGUGUGUGGGGAGAUGGGGAAAGUGUGUUCUCUGAAAGAGUCUGCCCAGGAAGCAUGAUUUCCUCCCCUAAGCCCUAAGGGAAGGUGGCAGAGGUGAGGGAGGGAUGGAGGGAGGGCAGAAGGCAGAGAAAAUUUACCUAGUCUCUCCCAAGAAGAGAAAGUCCUCGAGUGAGGGAAGCAGACCUCGGACAGGGGAACCAGGCUGGCCAAGGGCAGGAGCAGCGGAAGAGCUUUAAGGGAGGGCCAAGAAGGAGAUGGUCAGGGGGCUAAGAGGAGGUGUCUGGGAGGGCCCCAGAAAUGGGAGCCAGGAGAGAGAGGUGCUGAGCCUAAGAAGUUUCCUGGUUUUCCCCAGUGGGGGACAGGACCCACCGAGGAAACAAAUGUUUAUACUUACCCAAUAAAAAUGAGGGGAAAAAUCAAUCAACAAAUUUGAGUCAUAAAGAGGGGCUGUGGUGAUGACCCAGGGGGGGUGGUUUUCAAGGUGAGGUCUGGGGACCCCUGGGAGGUCCCUGAGACCCUUUUCAGGAGUGUUUGCAAGUCAAAACUAUUUUCAUAAUAAUAUUAAGAUGCCUUUUUUAUUUUCAUUAUCUCAAAAGUACACAGUGGAGUUUUCCAGAGGCUACGUGGCAUGUGAUUACAUCAUCUUUCUGACAUCAUUGUUAAUAGGAUGUGUGCUUGUGUAUUCUUGUGUUACAAACUUUUUUCGGUUUUGAUUUCUGAUAUAGUAAAUUGAUAUGAACCACAUAAACAAAAAAUCAAUAAAUUUUAAGAGUGUAAAGGCAGGGUGCCUGGGCGGCUCAGUGGGUAGAGCAGAUGACUCUUAACCUUAGGGUUGUGAGUCCAAGCCCCAUGUUGGACAGGGAGGCUACUUAAAAAAAAAAAAAGGAGUGUAAAGGGGUCUAAAGUCAAAAUUUUGGAGAAUCACUAAUCUGGAGACCUAGGUGAGGAGGAAAAAGCAGCGUGUUCUAAAAGAGCUUCUCUGUGGGCGCCCGGAUGGCUCAGCGCCUGAGCAUCUGCCUUGAGGUCAGGUCGUGAUCCAAGAGGUCCCAGAUCGAGUCCUGCACUGGGCUCCCGCAUUGAGCCUGCUUCUCCCUCCACCUAUGUCUCUGCCUCUGUGUGUGUGUGUGUGUGUGUGUGUGUGUGUGUGUGUCUCUC
Nyctereutes procyonoides (raccoon dog) is the source of this 2849-nucleotide messenger RNA. It is a transcript of the gene INHBE, whose product is annotated as inhibin subunit beta E. Bases 452 to 1510 code for a protein of 352 amino acids. The record is from RefSeq and is a predicted model, not a curated record. Gene Ontology annotation, molecular function: cytokine activity; growth factor activity; hormone activity. Gene Ontology annotation, cellular component: extracellular region. NCBI's taxonomy places the organism in Eukaryota, Metazoa, Chordata, Mammalia, Carnivora, Canidae. The transcript is spliced from 2 exons. Gene Ontology annotation, biological process: BMP signaling pathway; SMAD protein signal transduction.